UGCAUCACUAUGUCCCAGAGAUAUAGUUCCAGCAAACAUUACUCUUCCUCCCGUAGUGGAGGAGGAGGAGGAGGAGGAGGAGGAAGUUCAUCUGUCAGAAUCUCAAGCAGUAGAGGCUCUAGCUAUGGGGUUAGCUCUCUUGGUGGAGGAUUUAGCUCAGGUGGGGGCUCUAGCUAUGGCAGCUGCUCAAGAGGUGGGGGCUUUGGCAGUGGAUCAGUAAGGGGCUUUGGAGGAGGCUUUGGUGGUGGCAGCUAUGUUGGGAGUAGCUUUGGUGGUGGUAGCUUUGGUGGUGGUGGCUAUGGUGGAGGAAGCUGUGGUGGUGGUGGUGGCUAUGGUGGAGGAAGCUUUAGUGGGGGAAGCUAUGGUGGGGGAAGCUAUGGUGGGGGAAGCUAUGGUGGGAGAACUUUUGGUGGAUCCCUUGGGGGAGGCUUUGGUGGAGGUGAUGGAGGCCUCCUCACAGGCAAUGAGAAGAUCACCAUGCAGAACCUCAAUGACCGCCUGGCCUCCUACCUGGACAAAGUGCGAGCUCUAGAAGAGUCUAACUAUGAGCUAGAGCAAAAAAUCAAAGAGUGGUAUGAGAAAAAUGGCAAUGCAAAUCAGCGAGAACCUCGUGACUACUCUCAUUACUAUGACCAAAUCAAAGAACUGAAGGAUCAGAUCCUGAAUCUAAGCACUGACAAUGCUAACGUGCUGCUGCAAAUUGAUAAUGCCAGGCUGGCUGCUGAUGACUUCAGACUGAAGUAUGAAAAUGAAGUGACCUUGCGUCAAAGUGUGGAAGCUGACAUUAAUGGUCUGCGCAGAGUCCUGGAUGAUCUGACCUUGGCCAAGACUGACCUAGAGAUGCAACUUGAAAGCCUGAAUGAAGAGCUAGCCUUCCUGAAAAAGAACCAUGAGGAGGAAAUGAAAGAUCUUCAGAACGUGUCCACUGGUGAUGUGAAUGUGGAAAUGAAUGCUGCCCCAGGAGUGGAUCUGACUGAAUAUCUGAACCGCAUGAGAACCGAAUAUGAGACAAUGGCUGAACAAAAUCGCAAAGAUGCUGAAGCCUGGUUCAAUGAAAAGAGCAAGGAGCUGACCACAGAGAUUGAUACCAACGUUGAACAAAUGUCCAGCCACAAAUCCGAGAUCACCGAAUUGAAACGCAGCUUACAAGCUUUGGAGAUUGAACUGCAGUCACAACUUGCCCUGAAACAAUCCCUGGAAUCAUCCUUGGCGGAGACAGAAGGUCGUUACUGCGUUCAGCUGUCACAAAUCCAGGCCCAGAUCACUGCUCUGGAAGAGCAGUUACAGCAGAUCAGGGCUGAAACAGAAUGCCAGAAUUCAGAAUACCAGGUACUCCUUGACAUCAAGAUCCGCCUGGAGAAUGAAAUUCAGACCUACCGCAGCCUGCUAGAGGAAGGAGGCUCAUCUGGAGGUGGUGGCCGUGGAGGUGGUGGAUACGGAGGAAGCUCUGGUGGUGGAUAUGGAGGAAGCUCUGGUGGCGGAGGAUAUGGUGGAAGCUCUGGUGGCGGAGGAUAUGGCGGAAGCUCCGGAGGAGGAUAUGGUGGAAGCUCCGGAGGUGGCCAUGGAGGUAGUAGCUCCAGUGGUGGAUAUGGAGGAAGCUCUGGUGGCAGUGGAGGAUUCAAAAGUUCUGGCUCCAGAGGAGGUUCAAGUGGAGGACAAGGAGGAAGCACUGGAUCGGGUGGAGAAUCUCCAUCUAAAAGUGGCUCUGGAACAAGGUCAGCAGAAACUAACUGGGAUUCUAAUAGAAGCCAUUUGAUCAAGACCAUCAUUGAGGAGGUGGCCCCUGAUGGGAGAGUCCUUUCAUCCAGAGUAGAAUCAGAGACCAAGAAGCACUUCUAUUAACCAGUGUUGACAUGGAGGCCUCUUUCUCUAGACUACAACAUAUCAAGAAAAUCUACAUCAUUCCUAAUGGUCAUGGACACCUUCUCUCUCUUUAAAUAUAAGGUGUCUAAAAGGUUUCUCAUGGUUUCUUUUCUAUUCCUUUUAA
This is a messenger RNA of Phascolarctos cinereus (koala), 1987 nucleotides long. Its product is annotated as keratin, type I cytoskeletal 10-like. Gene Ontology annotation, cellular component: cytoskeleton; keratin filament. NCBI's taxonomy places the organism in Eukaryota, Metazoa, Chordata, Mammalia, Diprotodontia, Phascolarctidae. Gene Ontology annotation, molecular function: structural constituent of skin epidermis. Gene Ontology annotation, biological process: epidermis development; intermediate filament organization; epithelial cell differentiation. The record is from RefSeq and is a predicted model, not a curated record.